Molecule: messenger RNA, 362 nt
Organism: Trachymyrmex cornetzi
Lineage: Eukaryota; Metazoa; Arthropoda; Insecta; Hymenoptera; Formicidae
Exons: 2
Coding region: 51-362 (103 amino acids)
Source: RefSeq, a predicted model, not a curated record
UACGACAGUUCCGGCAGUUCCCGUGGUGGUGCAAGUCGUCCUCGUCGACGAUGGCGGCGGCGACGGCGCCCUCCUCCAUGGCCGCGGCAGCCGGCCCAGCAUCCGCCGGCGCCGCUUCCGGUACCCAGGGCGGCCAGGGCGUCGUACUAUGUCCACGUACGCUGUCGCAGGUGCGACGGACACGACUACGCCGGGCCCUCACCGAAGCGACCGCCGAGACCGUCAACUACGUCAAGACGGUGGGAGACGACGAUUUUUCGCUAUCAAGCCCUAUUAUGCGCGUAUACCGGGUGUUCCAGAUCUCAACGCCCCCUCGUCGCUUCUCGGUCCUGGCGACCUUGAAUUUUAACCCCUCGGAUUAA